Messenger RNA from Hippocampus comes (tiger tail seahorse), 1697 nucleotides. RefSeq names its product oocyte zinc finger protein XlCOF19-like. The coding region runs from base 53 to 1063 and encodes 336 amino acids. The record is from RefSeq and is a predicted model, not a curated record. Gene Ontology annotation, molecular function: DNA-binding transcription factor activity, RNA polymerase II-specific; RNA polymerase II cis-regulatory region sequence-specific DNA binding. The transcript has a single exon. Gene Ontology annotation, biological process: regulation of DNA-templated transcription. Lineage: Eukaryota; Metazoa; Chordata; Actinopteri; Syngnathiformes; Syngnathidae.
CUGUGGAGCGUCACAAUUAGGUGAACUAGCUCCGCUAUCAGAAAGUAACAACAUGUCACACUUUCCUGAUGUGGAUGAUGAGGAGGAAGAGGAUGGUGAUGAUGAACACUCAAAAGGUGAUAUGGCAUGUGACACUGAGAACAAAUACUGCAAAUGUUCUUCGUGUGGGAAAACGUUUUCGUCAAAGUGGCAUUUAAAAGUACACACGAGAACGCAUACUGGGGAGAAACCAUUCGGUUGCACUUUGUGCGGUAAAAGAUUUUUAGAAAAGAGUACUUUGGUGAAACACACAAGAACACACACUGAAGAGAAAGCUUUUGCCUGCGCUGUUUGUGGGCAAAGAUUCUCUCAAAGGUCAAGUUUAACAACGCACACAAGAACGCAUACCGGAGAGAAACUUUUUGCCUGCUCGGUAUGUGGCAAAAGGUUCCCUGUGAAGGCACAUUUAACAAGUCACACAAGAACACACACUGGAGAAAAACCAUUCUUGUGCUCACUUUGUGGUAAAAGAUUCAUAGACAAAAGUACUUUGAUAAAACACACAAGAACACACACUGGGGACAAACCUUUUGCCUGCUUAGUUUGUGGGCAAAGAUUUACCCAAAGGUCUAGUUUAACAAUGCAUACAAGAAGACACGGCGGACAGAAACGUUUUACCUGCUCGGAAUGCGGCAAAGGUUUCUCUGACAAGUCAAGUCUAACGAUACACACUCGAAAACACACCGGAGAAAAACCUUUUGCCUGCUCGCUAUGUGGUAAAAGCUAUUCUCAAAAGUCCAGUUUAACAAUGCACUCAAGAACACACAGUGGAGAGAAGCUUUUCGCCUGCUCCGUUUGUGGCCAAUGCUACUCUCAAAAGGCCAGUUUAAUUCUGCACACAAGAACACACACCGGAGAGAAACUUUUCCCAUGCUUAGCAUGUGGCAAAAGCUUCACCGUAAAAUCACGUCUGACAGCGCACACAAGAACACACACUGGAGAGAAACCAUUCCCGUGCUCAGUUUGUGGCAACAGCUUCUCUACAAAGUCAGGUUUAAACAAACAUACCAGAACACAUUGGUGAGGAACAAUUAAGGUCUGGUGGGGUUUUUAUUUUCCAAGUGAUAUUAAGUGCCGGGAUUGUGAUGGUCAGAGAGACAACACUGCCCCAAUGAAGCUGCAGCAUAAACUGAAGAAACUGACCAUUUUGUAAUCACCCUUUAGCUUCUAGCCAGUCAAUUACUCUGUCACAGAUAAAAUCAUCUCCACGAGGUGUUAAUCAGAUGUUACUGUUACAAAAUUCAAGACGAGCACUAACUCCCAUCUUCCUACCCUAAAUUGCUUGAAAUCAUACCUGUCAGAUCACCUACAGUUUGUAAAUGUUGAGAACAAAAAUUUGCGUGUAAAAUUCAGAUACGGUGUCCCGCAGGGGUCCGUACUUUGACAAGUACUAUUUAGUCUAUAUGCUUUCCUUGUGCAGUAUUAUUCAAAAACUCGUCAAUUUCCACUGCUAUGCUGAUGACACACAUCUCUACCUAUCCAGGAAACCUGAGCAAACGAAUGCAUUGACCAGAAUUUAGCAUUUAGUGCUCUCGCUCAAAAAGUCUCAAGAGCAGCAUUCUUUCACAUAAAAAAAGAAGAAAUUUCUCGCCAAUAGCUGAUAAUUUAUAAACCUGAUUGAACUAAUACACGCUCAUUAGCCCUUAUCGCCAUUGAGG